This is a messenger RNA of Marasmius oreades (fairy-ring Marasmius), 653 nucleotides long. RefSeq lists its product as uncharacterized. NCBI's taxonomy places the organism in Eukaryota, Fungi, Basidiomycota, Agaricomycetes, Agaricales, Marasmiaceae. Gene Ontology annotation, biological process: positive regulation of transcription initiation by RNA polymerase II. The transcript has 4 exons. Gene Ontology annotation, molecular function: DNA binding; transcription coactivator activity. The record is from RefSeq and is a predicted model, not a curated record. Bases 60 to 506 code for a protein of 148 amino acids.
CUGACUCGACCGCGUAUUACUUAUAACUUCCCACCUCAUUGAACCUUCACUCUCUUCGUAUGGCGAAAAGGAAGGCGAAAAGCGAAGAGGAGGAUUUCGAAGAGUCUGACGCGUCGCGGGAAGCCUCUCCCCCACCCAAGAAAAAAUCCGUCAAGAAACCUAAACCAGUAGAAAAAGAUAAUGAAGUUUCAGAGGAAGAGAGACCCAUUUUGAAGGGAAGAAAGGCGUCUACCUCUCGAGGAACGGCCGCUAGUUCUUCGGUAACAGAUUCAAUUCAGGUUCACAAGACUUCUGAAGGAGAUUCUUUCGUCGAUAUCGGAAAAAAGAGACGCGCCACCGUUCGUAACUUCAAAGGCAAGCCGCUCAUCGACAUCCGAGAGUUUUAUGGGAACGAUGGUGACGAGAAACCGGGAAAGAAGGGUAUCUCUCUGACUGAAGACCAGUGGGAGAUGUUGAAGAAAAGUGUUCCUGUCAUUGACCGACUCUUCACAGAGCAAACAAAGUGACCAGUGUGUUACAUCUUGACGCUGUAUUAUUUAGUUUCCUUGCGAUUUGCUGUUACUACGGUGUACUUAUUACUACCCAAACCAAACUAGUAACGCCCACGACGACGCUGCAACCCAACCAUUACCAUUAUGUAGAUAAACAUCGCG